Molecule: messenger RNA, 609 nt
Organism: Macrosteles quadrilineatus (aster leafhopper)
Lineage: Eukaryota; Metazoa; Arthropoda; Insecta; Hemiptera; Cicadellidae
Exons: 3
Coding region: 42-554 (170 amino acids)
Source: RefSeq, a predicted model, not a curated record
GUGCAGUAUAUUACUUUGAAAGAGCUGCUUUCUCCCCCCUAAUGAGAAGGUCGGAAGAUUUGGAACUCCCCCAGGCUAUAGACACGUACUCGUGUGAGCUAAAUGGCAACGGAGGAAACCAACCGUAUGAGCUUGUAAUGCAAAAGGUGCUGAUGCCAGGUAGCAAACACUACACUCGGCUGCUACUGAAAUUCAAGGACGGGGAAAAGGAACAUGAUAUUCCACUGGCCAAUUAUUCAGAUUUCGAAAAGUAUACUUUGCCAAUUAACGAUGUAGAAUUGGCAGAAAUCUUCGCGUCUGAAAUUCACCUGUAUGUUGUGAGUGGGUCUACCCCCACCAACGUGGAAGUGAUCGUCCAGGGAGUCAUGAUAGACCAAAAGAGUCGCAGUCCCGUGGGCAGGCGACACAAAAUAGCGUUCGCGAAGCGUGAUAAUGCUGCCACUAUUGAAAUAACAUCCACAACGAAUGAGAAUAUUGGUGGAAGUCGGUUCCUUGAAGAGGAAAAACGCAGACAUUGGAUAAGAAUUGAGGAACUAUGCAGCAAAAAGAAAUGAAAAAGACCAAACUUAAAAUCUCUUACCCAAAAAUGUGUCUGUUGAUGACCUCAUA